AUGGGAGUGUUGGUGCAGAUUAUCUCACCAGAACGGAGUGUUGAACGAUAUGUUGAACCGAACUGGACAGUAGCACACCUAAAAGAACGGCUUGAACUAAUUACAGGGAUUCCUAUGGAAGCACAACGAUUGACCUUAUCUGAUGAUACAGAAGUGACAGAUACAACCAUUACACUUAAUGCACUUGGGAUAAUUCAAAAUACAAGUCUUUAUGUAUCGGAUAUUAGAGAGGAGACAACGGUUAACAAAUCGAAUGAAGUGAACAGCCCGUCUGAAGAUACAGAACAUUUCAAACUAAGUAAUGAAGCAUACGCAGCACGACCUAAUACAUUUACUAAGUGGCGAGAAACACAUUUUGAAAAAAUGAAUGACAAAUCAGCUUUUUUUAGAACAAACCGAGCCUUACAAAAGAUACAUGAAAAAGGUAUCUGUAUUGGUGAAAAAUGUAUUAUCAAAAGCACAGACCAAAUACGUAAUGGCUGGGUCCGGUUUAUUGGUCAUGUCAAAGGAUUGCCUGAGGGUAUCUGGAUUGGUGUCGAAUAUGACGCACCUAUUGGCAAAAAUGAUGGAUCAUUCCAAGGUGUUCGCUAUUUCUCCGCUAAUGAAAACUGUGGAUCAUUUCUCCAUCCCGAUCGAAUUGAAAUGUGCCCACCUUCUCCACUUAUGAAUGCGGAUUCAGAAGAGGAAAUAUAA
Messenger RNA from Pneumocystis jirovecii RU7, 693 nucleotides. RefSeq lists its product as uncharacterized. The record is from RefSeq and is a predicted model, not a curated record. Bases 1 to 693 code for a protein of 230 amino acids. Lineage: Eukaryota; Fungi; Ascomycota; Pneumocystomycetes; Pneumocystales; Pneumocystaceae. The transcript is spliced from 2 exons. Gene Ontology annotation, molecular function: protein binding.